Monoraphidium neglectum is the source of this 372-nucleotide messenger RNA. RefSeq names its product Ribosomal protein S13. The transcript is spliced from 2 exons. Gene Ontology annotation, molecular function: structural constituent of ribosome; RNA binding. Gene Ontology annotation, cellular component: ribosome; small ribosomal subunit; mitochondrion. Lineage: Eukaryota; Viridiplantae; Chlorophyta; Chlorophyceae; Sphaeropleales; Selenastraceae. The coding region runs from base 1 to 372 and encodes 123 amino acids. Gene Ontology annotation, biological process: translation. The record is from RefSeq and is a predicted model, not a curated record.
AUGCCGCUUGUAAUAGCCAAGACGCUGCUGCGUGACAAUGCCACUUUCUACACGGCCCUGGGGCGGGUGUUUGGCCUUGGCAAGGCCACCGGGCUGGCGAUCGCUGAGGAGGUCGGCAUCAGCAAGGAGGCGCGCGUGAUGGACGUCAAGGCGUCUCACGUGCGGCAGGUCGUCGCCAUUAUUGACGAGCGCUACAAGGUUGGGGACGAGCUGAAGCGGUCAAUCAGGGACAACAUCCUCCGCCUCAUAGAAGCCAAGACCUACCGCGGCCGCCGCCACGAACUCGGGCUGCCCGUGCGGGGCCAGCGGACCAGCACCAACGCGCAGACCGCGCGGAAGUUCAAGAGGCACAUCAUGUAUGAUGUCAGAUGA